Molecule: messenger RNA, 2150 nt
Organism: Cephus cinctus (wheat stem sawfly)
Lineage: Eukaryota; Metazoa; Arthropoda; Insecta; Hymenoptera; Cephidae
Product: 4-coumarate--CoA ligase 1
Exons: 10
Coding region: 644-1840 (398 amino acids)
Biological process (GO): long-chain fatty acid metabolic process; fatty-acyl-CoA biosynthetic process
Cellular component (GO): mitochondrion
Molecular function (GO): long-chain fatty acid-CoA ligase activity
Source: RefSeq, a predicted model, not a curated record
UGGCGACCUUCUACGACGAAUUUUAAGGAAUUUUGGCAAACUCCUCGGUCCAGCCAUACGACGAUAUACAGGUGAGCCACGAGGGAAAACCUACAUAACAUAUGUCUGCAAUGGAAUACAUGCCAUAUCCAAUUGUGAAAAAUUCAUUGGAGUAAAUAAUUUUCGUGUUCUACCUUACCAACGGAGGCAAAUUUCUAAUAUCAAUUAUGAAGCUAAACUCAGUUCUGAUAACAUAAUAAGCAGUCCGUUCGAGGAUAUACAUGUUACUAAGGAAUUGGUUCAUGAAAGAAUCUGGAGGAAUUUUCAUAAAUGGGCUAAUAAAACAGCCUUGAUAUGUGCAGAAACCGGUCGAAGCUACACUUACGAGCAGUUAAGAAAAUUAAGUGGAAGAUUUGCGAAGUCUUUGAGAAAGAAAUUUUUACCAGGCGACACGAUAGCCAUUGCGGCAACAAACGUUCCCGAAUAUGCUAUUAUUACACUAGGUGCGAGUGAGGCUGGUCUCAAAGUCUCCUUAAUCAACGUGAACUAUACGCCCUAUGAAAUAAACAACCAGCUUUUAAAUUCCGAAGCUCUUGCGGUUUUCACGGUCCCAUCCAAAUACGCAGAUGUCAAGGCAGCCCUGGAAAAUAAUUCCAAUAUCAAAAUGCCACCUAUUGUUAUCAGUGAUGGCGACGACUUACCUAGCGGAUGCUUGAAAUUCGAUGAUAUGAUAGCAGACGGUAUUGAUGAUUUUGAGAAAAUUGAGAAAACUGGUGUAGGUUAUCAGGACACCAUUUUUCUACCAUACUCAAGCGGUACCACGGGCUUACCAAAGGGCGUCGAAAUAUCGCACAAAAAUAUUGUUUCCUGUAUAGGACAAAUGAGUCACGAGGCAAUAAAUCCUACGAUAGAAGCGACGAAAUCAUAUCAGGAUAUCAUUCCUGUAAUUCUACCAAUGUUUCAUAUUUUUGCACUGACACUUUGCGUGUGCAAAGGCUUAUGUUAUGGCGCCAAGCUGGUAUGCGUACCACGAUUUUCCACGGAGCGUUUCCUUCAGGUGUUACACAAAUCACGUCCCACCUUGAUCUACGUGGCUCCGCCGAUUAUGCAGUUCUUGGCCUAUAAUGAUAAAGUAACUAGAAGUCAUUUGGAGUCUCUCAGGGUAAUAAUAUCCGGCGCCGCAUCCCUCAGCAACGAGUGUAUCAAAAGGUUUCAGAAUCGCGCGCCAUCAGACCUGGCAAUAGCCCAAGGGUACGGCCUCACCGAGACCUCGCCAACACUCACCCUGAGGAAAGAUUCGUAUCAGGAUAUAAAUUCAACGGGUUUUAUUAUACCGAACACACAAUUCAGAAUUGUUGAAUAUCAGAAAAAGAAACUUGGUUGUAAUUUGGGCUUUGAUGAGGUAGGAGAAAUAUAUGUGAGGGGACCUCAGAUUAUGAAAGGUUAUUACAAGAACCCUAAGGCUACUGCUGAAAGCAUGGAUGGUGACUGGUUCAAAACUGGCGAUCUCGGAUUCGUGAAGAAUGACGGCGCUGUGUUUAUAACUGGUCGGCUAAAGGAAUUAAUCAAGGUCAAAGGGUUACAAGUCUCACCAUUGGAACUUGAGGAAGUUCUACAAACUCAUGAAAAUAUCACUGACGUUGCCGUGAUCGGUGUGGAGAACGAUCGCUUUGGCGAGAUUCCUAUGGCAUUUGUGGUAUCCAAACCAGGGAGUAAAAUUAGCGAAGAUGAUAUCAAGGAUUUUGUAGCUCAGCGACUUACUAAGCAUAAACAUCUGGGACAUGUAAAAUUUGUACAGCAAAUACCAAAAAGUAGUGCUGGCAAAAUCCUCAGAAAAGAACUAAGACGCAUAGCAACAUGAAUACUGUACCAAAUAAAAAAUGCCAUGAAUUGAUGAUCUACUUCUUCGAUUCCUCAGAAGCUGCAGUGGAAGACACUUUCUCCUUUUCCAAAAGAGAACUAACUAUUCCAACUUUCUUAAGCUCUUUGAUUAACUCGCCAUUUUGAUGCAUUUGGAGCAUUAUGUCGCAGCCCCCUACAAAUUCACCAUUUAUGAAUACUUGUGGUAUCGUUGGCCAAUUCGUAAAGUCCUUUAUACCUUAAAAUAUAAUAGAAAUGGUUGUUGACAUUUUGAAACAGCUCUUAAAUAUAUUUUUUUAUUACUCACUAUA